UAACCACCAUGCUGGUUUUGUCAACAUCUGUCUUGCGUAUUGCCGUUGAUUCCUCCUUUUCAAGCAUCAGAUUUGUUAACAUGUCUUCCCAUUACAUUUAAUAUACACAUAGAUACACUCAAUUGCAAUACACACGUAUAUAUAUACACGUAUAAUUAGUAGAAAUAUGAAACAGAGCAUAGUAAUCCAUCAGAGACAUCAACUGAUCCCCUGCCAACUUCUGAUGUGUUGCAUCAACAGCAACCUUAGUAGCUCUAAUUUCUCCCUCAACUUUUCAAUCAUUCUUCUUCUUUUUCCUUAAAAGACUCUGGAAAGAAGAAACUCACAAGAUUCCUCUCUCUCUCUCUCCCUAUAUAUAUAUGUUCUACGCGAUUGUCACCCCAUCUCUUUCUAAUUCUCUGUUCCUGCUUCUUCCAAAUCUGAACCCACAAAUAAAAAUCAAAACUUGAUAGCCUAUCGAAAAGACAAGACGAGAUCAGAGAGAAAAACCCAGAAAGAAAAAUCGGAACUUGAUCAAACUGAAGGAAUGAGGUCCAAGAUCCAAUCCUCCAUCAAUCUGAAGCUUGUCUUCAUCUGUUGCUCGGUCUUGGUCUUACUCAUCCUCUUCUUGACAAGAACCAGCAUUUCUUCCUCUUCAAGCACGUUCUCCACUACCCAUCUCUCCAAUUCAACCAUUCGUGGGGAAGAUGAAAAUCAAACAAAACCCAAAUGUCCAUCAACCACUAUGCUUCCGACCUGCACGAAAUUGCCAGCUUCUUUGGCCGACGCAUUGGUUCACUAUGUGACCACAAACAUCACUCCACAACAAACAUUCGACGAAGUCUCUGUAUCGAAGAGAGUCUUGGACAAGAAGUCCCCUUGUAACUUCCUCGUAUUUGGCUUAGGCCACGACAGCUUGAUGUGGGCUUCGCUCAAUCAUGGUGGCCGAACUUUGUUCCUCGAGGAAGACAAGUCUUGGAUCGAAACCGUGACACAUAAGUUUCCAAAAUUAGAAUCUUACCACGUCGUCUACGAUACGAAAGUGAAAGAUUCCGACAAACUCAUGGAACUCGGCAAAACCGAUGACUGUAAAGCCGUAUCCGAUCCGAGAGAUUCGAAAUGCGGUCUCGCUCUAAAGGGCCUUCCUCCGGACGUAUACGAGACCGAAUGGGAUCUGAUAAUGGUCGAUGCACCAACUGGUUACCACAACGAGGCGCCGGGGCGGAUGAGCGCCAUUUACACGGCAGGUCUGAUGGCUCGGAAUCGUGAAAGCGGCGAGACGGACGUUUUCGUGCACGACGUGGACCGACCAGUGGAGGACGAGUUCUCGGCGACUUUCUUGUGCCGAGGGUACUUGAUAGAGCAGCAAGGAAGGCUCAGACACUUCACAGUCCCUAGCCACCGAGCUCGCGCCGGAAGACCCUUUUGUCCGGCCGAUUCCGGCAGCCACCGCCGGCGAUUCUCUUAGGCGAGACAGAGGAGGAUGUGGCGGUUCAUUCCACACAGAUACCGGAGAGAAUUUUCCGGCAGAUGUGGCAGUCGCCGACGGCGGCGGCUUGUUUUCGCCUGUGUAGUUGUGUCGCGUUUUCUUUUCUAUAAUAUUUUUGUUUUAAAGAAAAACAAACUUUCGAGUGGGAAAUAAAUUAUAAUUUAUAUUA
Molecule: messenger RNA, 1637 nt
Organism: Tarenaya hassleriana
Lineage: Eukaryota; Viridiplantae; Streptophyta; Magnoliopsida; Brassicales; Cleomaceae
Product: glucuronoxylan 4-O-methyltransferase 2-like
Exons: 2
Coding region: 527-1447 (306 amino acids)
Biological process (GO): xylan biosynthetic process
Molecular function (GO): glucuronoxylan 4-O-methyltransferase activity
Source: RefSeq, a predicted model, not a curated record